Molecule: messenger RNA, 1143 nt
Organism: Magnusiomyces paraingens
Lineage: Eukaryota; Fungi; Ascomycota; Dipodascomycetes; Dipodascales; Dipodascaceae
Exons: 1
Coding region: 1-1143 (380 amino acids)
Biological process (GO): exonucleolytic trimming to generate mature 3'-end of 5.8S rRNA from tricistronic rRNA transcript (SSU-rRNA, 5.8S rRNA, LSU-rRNA); nuclear polyadenylation-dependent mRNA catabolic process; U4 snRNA 3'-end processing
Cellular component (GO): cytoplasmic exosome (RNase complex); nuclear exosome (RNase complex)
Source: RefSeq, a predicted model, not a curated record
AUGUCUUCGAAAGUUGAAUUAAGCAGCAAUAACAACAAUCUAAAUACAACAGAGGCCAAACCAUUAUGGCUUUCAAGCGCAACAUUUGCACGAGUUGAUCCGGAACUUUACUUUGAACGACACUUGCGCCAAGGACUGAGGCCUGGGACCCAGCGAGGGCUUGAUGAUUUCCGGGCAAUUAAUUCUCAACGGGGGAGUUUGACAUGUGUUGAAGAGGCUGCAGGACAGGGUAGUUUUGGGUCAUGUGUUGUUCGGUCUGGGCAGACAAGUGUUGUUUGUGGGAUUGUGAUUGGGACAACAGAGACUCGAGGAGGAGGAGGUAUUUAUACAAAUGUUGAGAUUUUGAGAGGAGGAUUUAAUAGUGCGCCGAGUGGUGAAGAGAUGGUAAUUUCUCAGCGGGCAGGUGAACUUGUACGAGCGUUAGGGCUGGGGCCAUCGAAUUUUGCAGUACGAGUACGGACACCGGAAGCAGAGAUGGAGGAAGAGCAAGCAGAGAUGGAAGAAGAAGAAGGGGUUGGUGAAGUGCGUGAGGAAUGGGAAAGAGAGCGAGGUAUUGUUGUGAAACGGGAUCGAUGGUUAGUAUAUACUGCACAUGUUCAAGUUCUAAGUCGGACGGGACCACCGUUUGAUUUGGUAUGGGCUGCUAUUAUGGGGGCACUUGGAGAUGUGGAUAUUCCUGAGUUUGAGGAGGAUGAUGAGGGCAAUUUGUUUUGUGUGGGCCGCCGGACGGGUCGCAAGUUAGAUCUUCCAGUAGGUGGUGCAGUUAGUAGUACGUUUGGAGUUGCUACUGUUGAUGUGAGUAAGAAUGCGGAUGUUUUUGCAGAGGGGUUACCUGAUUAUGAUGAAGAUGAGAAUAUGACAUCAUUGUCAUCAUCAGAAGAAGAAGAAAAAGAAUCUAAGCCUGAGUUAAAGGUAGUAAUGUUGGCUGAUCCUGAUGGAGAGAUUGAGGAGACUUGUGCAUCGUCACGGGUAAAUGUUGUAUGCAAUGGAGAGGGACGGUUGUAUGGGUUUAGUUUUGCAGCAAUUGGGGAUGAUCGGUUGCGAGGUCAAGAUUUGAAUCAUCAAGGGCUUGUACUUGAACGGGCACAUAUUGAGCAAGCUUUGGGUCUUGCGCAGGAGCGGGCGCGUAAGGAUGUUGCGUGA